This is a messenger RNA of Phragmites australis (common reed), 1074 nucleotides long. Its product is annotated as membrane steroid-binding protein 1-like. Bases 183 to 776 code for a protein of 197 amino acids. The transcript is spliced from 2 exons. Lineage: Eukaryota; Viridiplantae; Streptophyta; Magnoliopsida; Poales; Poaceae. Gene Ontology annotation, cellular component: endomembrane system; membrane. The record is from RefSeq and is a predicted model, not a curated record.
UUGAGACCCGCUGGCUUGGACCUUGGCCGCGUCCGGCUGUCGACCCAGACCAAAGCAACUACGCAACCAACCUUUCCCUUCCUUCGCCGCGAAGUCGCCGAGUCAACUACAUCCGGCACCGGCAGCACCUACCCCCGGCUCCUCCCAAAACCCAGACAGGCUUCCUCUCGCGGCGAACCCUAAUGGUGGCGCAGGGGAUCGCGGACGCCGUGCAGGCCUACACGGGCCUCUCGCCCGCCGCCGCCGCCACCAUCCUCGCCCUCAUGCUCGCCACCUACCUCCUCGUUUCCUCCCUCUUUGUCGCCCCCGCCCCCGUCUCCGUCCCUCCCAAGCCGCCCCAGCAGGAGCAGCAGGAGGAAGAGAAGGAGCAGGAGGAGGCGGUGCCGUUCGUGUUUCCGGAGCCCGUGCAGAUGGGCGAGGUCACGCUCGAGCAGCUCAGGGCCUACGACGGCAAGGACCCCGCUAAGCAGAUCCUCAUCGCCAUCCGCGGCCAGGUGUACGACGUCUCGCGCGGGAGGCUCUUUUAUGGACCUCAGGGACCAUAUUCCUUGUUUGCCGGGCGGGAUGCAACUCGGGCCCUGGCAUUGAUGUCAUUUGACCAUAAUGACCUCACCGGGGAUUUGGAAGGCCUAAGUCCAGAUGACCUGGAGGUUUUACAAGAUUGGGAAGAAAAAUUCAAGGAGAGGUACCCGAGGGUGGGUCAUCUUGCUUGUCAAAACGCAGCAGACAGUAGUCAGAAUGCUGAUCAGCUUGAUCACGAGGAAGAGAACGCCUGACUCCAUCGGUUUGUCUUGUCAUUUGUUUUUCUUUACUGGAUUGCAAGGGAUAGAUCUGAUGCAUUACUAGGCGACGUCGCUUUCGUCUUCGUGUGCUGUUUGCCUUUGUGACUAAUGUACUUGCUGUGUCUGGCAUGUAGUGGAUAGGGGGAAUUUUGAGUGAAAAAAAAACUCGCAUCUUGAGGAACCACCCAUGUUCAGCUCAUGUGUAUAUGCGUGAUUUGUGUCAUAAUUCAUGGCUUUGUGCCUGUAACAAACAAUGAUCCUGCUGUCAGCUGAAGCACCAUAAUUUGGCACC